Messenger RNA from Apis laboriosa (Himalayan honeybee), 4570 nucleotides. Its product is annotated as sodium-dependent neutral amino acid transporter B(0)AT3. The record is from RefSeq and is a predicted model, not a curated record. The coding region runs from base 163 to 2352 and encodes 729 amino acids. Gene Ontology annotation, cellular component: membrane. Lineage: Eukaryota; Metazoa; Arthropoda; Insecta; Hymenoptera; Apidae. The transcript is spliced from 14 exons. Gene Ontology annotation, biological process: sodium ion transmembrane transport.
GCUUUUCUUUCUUUCACCCCAACAGGAUGGAGUCCAUAGGCGCGCGUGGUAUUUCUGUUUGAUCUUUCGAAAAAAAAAAAAAGAAAGAAAGAAAGAAAGAAAGGAAACCGUGGUCGCGCAACAGAGAAAAAGAAAGAAAGAAAGAAAGAAAGAAAGAAAGAAAUGGCGAACACGGCACAUCUCGUCCGCCGGCAAAGCUCGCGCGACUUAAAGCCCCAGAAAAGUGUGGACAAACUUGAAAUGAAGGAAAUGAGAGGUAGAUUAGUGGUGGACAAUAGAAAGACUAACACCACUGCCAAUUAUGGGGCCACGAACGCAGCCUUUGAGGACUCCAGUCCUAACAUGAAGAACAAAGCGGGGAACGAGGGUGGGGGUAGUAAGCUCGGGAGUAACGAGGGAAAAGCGAUUUUCCGGCCGGAAGCGGGCGAAGACGAAAGAGAAAAUUGGGACAGCAAGCUUACUUUUCUACUAGCAACAGUCGGAUACGCCGUAGGUCUUGGAAACGUGUGGAGAUUCCCGUAUCUCGCUCAAAAGAACGGCGGAGGAGCAUUUUUGAUCCCGUACUUCGUAAUGCUGGCCAUCGAGGGUAUCCCCAUAUUCUAUCUGGAAUUGGCGAUUGGCCAGAGAUUACGGAAGGGAGCUAUCGGUGUGUGGAAUCAGGUUUCUCCGUACAUGGGUGGUAUAGGUGUGAGCAGCGCUGUGGUAUCUUUCAACGUAGCUCUCUAUUACAACACUAUUAUCGCUUGGUGCCUAUUUUACUUCGUUCAAAGUUUUCAAUCGAAGCUACCGUGGGCCGAGUGCCCCAACGUGUACUUCCAAAACGGAUCGUACGCACCCGAAUCGGAGUGUGUGAUAAGCAGUCCCACGCAAUACUUCUGGUAUCGGACAACUUUGAUGAUAUCCGAGGACAUCAACACCCCAGAAAUAUUCAAUUGGAAGAUCGCUUUGGCUCUGGUGAUCGCUUGGAUCCUCGUCUACAUGUGCAUGAUCAAGGGAAUCGCUUCAUCAGGGAAGGUCGUGUACGUGACCGCCACAUUUCCAUACAUCGUUUUGAUCAUUUUCUUCUUUCGUGGCGUCACCCUGACAGGGAUGUCCGACGGCCUGCGUCACCUUUUCACCCCAAAGUGGUGGAAGUUAACCGACCCAGUGGUAUGGCUGGAAGCGGGCACGCAGAUAUUCUUUUCCCUUGGUUUGGCGUUUGGCGGUUUAAUAGCGUUCUCCUCUUACAAUCCUGUGAACAACAAUUGCUAUCGAGACGCAAUAAUGGUCAGUUUAACGAACUGUUUCACUUCCAUGUUUGCCGGGAUCGUUGUGUUUUCCAUUAUUGGCUUCAAAGCUACCAUGGUCUACGAGCACUGUUUAACCGAAAGGAAUGCAACCCUGUUCAAUAUAUUUGGCCAAUUGGAUAAAAUACCCGAUGAAAUACCAGCGAGUGGCACAAUUUUGAACGUAACCACGGGAAAUGGCACGUUGGACAGCUUGAUCAUGCCUGAAUUACCCGAGUGCGACCUCGAAAAAGAAUUGGACAACUCGGCAUCGGGGACUGGCCUGGCUUUCAUCAUAUUCACGGAAGCGAUCAAUCAAUUUCCCGGAGCUCAAUUCUGGUCCGUGUUAUUCUUCCUCAUGUUAUUCACCCUGGGAAUAGAUUCUCAAUUCGGCACACUGGAAGGGGUGGUCACAAGUAUCGUCGACAUGAAACUGUUCCCAAACUUGCGCAAAGAAAUUCUCACAGGUGGAAUUUGCUUGCUUUGCUGCGCGAUCUCGAUGGCCUUCGCCCACGGUGCUGGAAGCUACGUCUUCGUGCUGUUCGACAAUUUCAGUGGAAACUUUCCCCUGUUGAUCAUCGCGUUCUUCGAAUGCAUCGCGGUUUCGUACGUGUACGGUUUGAAAAGAUUCGCGGAUGAUAUCGAACUGAUGACUGGCAACCGUCCAGGCCUUUAUUGGCUGAUAUGUUGGAAGUAUUUGAGCCCGAUGGCUAUGCUGAGCAUCUUAGUUGCCUCGAUCGUGGAGAUCAUCGUGGAUGGGAGUGGUUAUCCAGCUUGGGUUGCCAGCAAGGGUAUUACGGAGAAACACGAGUGGCCCGUUUGGGCCCUGGGCCUCAUCGGUAUCCUUAUCCUAGCCUCCGUUCUUUGGAUUCCCGCCGUUGCAAUUUGCAGACUUUUCGGGAUACUGAUAAUCGAGGAUAACGAGAAAGCGUGGUUCCCGGCUGCCGAUCUGAAAGAAUUUCACGGUAUAGUGCCCCACGAGGUGACAUCGGCGGAAACGUUGCUGUUCUGCAUAAGGAGCGACGGUUCAGAGGGACUGUGUUGCCCGACCGGCGGUCCCAGCGACGACGACGAGGAUCUCACCUAGGAAUGGUUAUCCUCUCACGCGUUCGAUUAACGUGCGUUCAAACGGUUCGACGGGCCGAGGAACAGCACUUUUUUACCUCGUAUCUAUCGUUGGCGUGGAUCGUUGCCAGAUCUCGCAUCUGUCGUUCUUCGUUUCAAUUUGAGCGCCGCACCUGACGUACUCUUUAUUUUCAGAGAGCAUGUAUAUCUUAGAAGGGUACAUCGUGUCAAUUACUCGAAAAUACCACGUAUCGUAUAAUUCGAUCUACGCGUAUGUUUGUGACGACGACGAGGUUCGUUUAAGGGAAAAGAAGAACAGAACGCAGUUUUGAAUGGAAUCACGAAGAGAGGUAAUUAUUUAUUUCAUCUUUUCUUUCAGAAAAGUGAUCUCCCUCUCUCUCUCUCUCUCUCUCUUUCUCUGUCUGCUGUUCUCUCGAGUCUUUGAAUCAUUUAACGAUACACGCGAAUGUCAAUAUCGAUUGGGAGGCGAGGAAACGGAAGCGUUUUCGACGAGUAAUGUAAUGUUUUUGCGAGAAAAAUGAAUACGAUAUAAGCGGAUAUAAGUAAAAAAAGAAGAAAGAAAAAAAGAAAAAAGAAUAAGGAAAUAAAUAAGAAACUGCAAGUUUUUACUUUUAAACUUACAGUUGCUUGUGCUUGCAGUUUCUUUGCGAAGAUAUACGAUGCAUCCCGUUUAUCGAGAUAUAUUUUAUCGUUAUUCCUAUUCGUUUUUAUGAAGUUAUUUUGCGUGAAAAAGCAAAUUUCGAAAUUUUAUCUUUUAUACAUUGUGAUAUAACGUUAGAAAGGAAUUUAAAUUUAAGAAAGAGGAAGAAAUACGAAGAAGAGAGAAUGCAAGAUAGUAUGCAAGAAGGGGGAAAUUAUAUAUGAUAUAUCAAAAAUUACGAUUCUCGUAUGAUUUAAUAAGAGAGAUGUAUCGUGUAUUUCAAAGACUAUAUAGCAUAUAACGCGUCAUUUUAGCACUUAACGGACCUUACAUUCUUAAAAGACAAGUUGAAACCCUGCAACGACAGAUUUGCAGAUGAUCAUGAUAAAAUAGGAUAACUAAUAAGUUAAAGUUUAGACUCGAAAUAAAACUUUUACCGCUUAGCAAAAAUUGCAAAUAACGUGAGAAACCUAAGAUUAGAUGUAGGAGCCGUCCAAUGGCCGUAAAGGAAAAAAAAGAAAAAAAAAAAAAAAAAAGAGAAAAAAAAGAACAAAAAAAAAAAAAAUGGGGACGAUCCCGAAUUUUAUUCCAUUUUUUUAUCUUCUACUUCAUCAUUAUUUUUUUUCCUUUCUUUUUUUUUUUAUUAUUAUUAUUAUUAUUAUUACUUUAGAACACUUUAGAUUGAUUCUCCAUUGUGCUCUUAUCGUCGCGAAAUUAUAAUAUUAUACAAAGAUCUAAUUAAAAUCCGAUCGAUUGUUUGAACGUAAAGUUUUAAGAACGUAUUCAAAAAAAAAAAAAAAAAAAAUCAGAAAAAAAAGAGAGAAAAAGGAGCAAAUCCGAUCAAGAAUCAUAUCAAUCAGAUCUCGUUUCGCAAAACGAUGUGAUCAAGUGUGAUGAAUUCGAAUAGUUGAAUUAGCCCCAUCCCUAGCUCUCUUAUUAUUAAAUCGAAUAUCAAUUAUUACUUUAGCUAUACAUAUACAUACAUAUACAUAUCUCACGUGUCGAAUUUAUAGAAUUUCUUUCUAAAUCGAGAGAGGGAAUAAAAAGUAAGGGCGAGAAGAGGAGGUGAUGAUAAAACAAUUCGAUGGUUGAACGAAGCUAAAGUAUCGAUAUCGAGGGAAGAGGUAAAAAAAAAGAAGAAAAAAAAAAAAAAAAAAUUACGAACGUGUUCGACGUUGCAUAAACGUUGUUAUAACAGACAAUAAGAAAUUUUUUUUUUUUUUCCUAAGACUCGGUCGGGAGUCGUGUACGACAAUAAUAAUGAGAUUCGACGACGAAAUCGAAAAUUAAUAUUAAUCGAGACGAUUAAAUAAUUCGACAAUAAGUAUAAAACGUACUGCACUAUUACACAUUCUUGCACAUUAUUCACCGAGGCCUACGAAAAAAAUCGAGGAGGAGGAUGUUGCUUCGAUCGAAGGAAUAGAGAAUAAUUUUUUUUCCCUCAUUUCUAAUCCGUUUUCUUGAAUCGUCGAUAUUUUUUUAUAUCGUUCUUCCAUUCUUCCUCUUUGUGUUUCUUUUUUUUUUUUUUUUUUUUAAUAAUCGUAUUUUACACCACAUCGCGAAAAGAGAAUUUUUUAGA